Messenger RNA from Camellia sinensis, 3396 nucleotides. NCBI's taxonomy places the organism in Eukaryota, Viridiplantae, Streptophyta, Magnoliopsida, Ericales, Theaceae. The record is from RefSeq and is a predicted model, not a curated record.
AUGGUCCAUUGGAUAAGGAAGCACAAGUGGAGACAGACAAAGAAGAUGGACAAAGAAGAUGGUCCAUUGGAUAAGGAAGCACAAGUGGAGACAGACAAAGAAGAUGGUCCAUUGGAUAAGGAAGCACAAGUGGAGACAGACAAAGAAGAUGGUCCAUUGGAUAAGGAAGCACAAGUGGAGACAGACAAAGAAGAUGGUCCAUUGGAUAAGGAAGCACAAGUGGAGACAGACAAAGAAGAUGGUCCAUUGGAUAAGGAAGCACAAGUGGAGACAGACAAAGAAGAUGGUCCAUUGGAUAAGGAAGCACAAGUGGAGACAGACAAAGAAGAUGGUCCAUUGGAUAAGGAAGCACAAGUGGAGACAGACAAAGAAGAUGGUCCAUUGGAUAAGGAAGCACAAGUGGAGACAGACAAAGAAGAUGGUCCAUUGGAUAAGGAAGCACAAGUGGAGACAGACAAAGAAGAUGGUCCAUUGGAUAAGGAAGCACAAGUGGAGACAGACAAAGAAGAUGGUCCAUUGGAUAAGGAAGCACAAGUGGAGACAGACAAAGAAGAUGGUCCAUUGGAUAAGGAAGCACAAGUGGAGACAGACAAAGAAGAUGGUCCAUUGGAUAAGGAAGCACAAGUGGAGACAGACAAAGAAGAUGGUCCAUUGGAUAAGGAAGCACAAGUGGAGACAGACAAAGAAGAUGGUCCAUUGGAUAAGGAAGCACAAGUGGAGACAGACAAAGAAGAUGGUCCAUUGGAUAAGGAAGCACAAGUGGAGACAGACAAAGAAGAUGGUCCAUUGGAUAAGGAAGCACAAGUGGAGACAGACAAAGAAGAUGGUCCAUUGGAUAAGGAAGCACAAGUGGAGACAGACAAAGAAGAUGGUCCAUUGGAUAAGGAAGCACAAGUGGAGACAGACAAAGAAGAUGGUCCAUUGGAUAAGGAAGCACAAGUGGAGACAGACAAAGAAGAUGGUCCAUUGGAUAAGGAAGCACAAGUGGAGACAGACAAAGAAGAUGGUCCAUUGGAUAAGGAAGCACAAGUGGAGACAGACAAAGAAGAUGGUCCAUUGGAUAAGGAAGCACAAGUGGAGACAGACAAAGAAGAUGGUCCAUUGGAUAAGGAAGCACAAGUGGAGACAGACAAAGAAGAUGGUCCAUUGGAUAAGGAAGCACAAGUGGAGACAGACAAAGAAGAUGGUCCAUUGGAUAAGGAAGCACAAGUGGAGACAGACAAAGAAGAUGGUCCAUUGGAUAAGGAAGCACAAGUGGAGACAGACAAAGAAGAUGGUCCAUUGGAUAAGGAAGCACAAGUGGAGACAGACAAAGAAGAUGGUCCAUUGGAUAAGGAAGCACAAGUGGAGACAGACAAAGAAGAUGGUCCAUUGGAUAAGGAAGCACAAGUGGAGACAGACAAAGAAGAUGGUCCAUUGGAUAAGGAAGCACAAGUGGAGACAGACAAAGAAGAUGGUCCAUUGGAUAAGGAAGCACAAGUGGAGACAGACAAAGAAGAUGGUCCAUUGGAUAAGGAAGCACAAGUGGAGACAGACAAAGAAGAUGGUCCAUUGGAUAAGGAAGCACAAGUGGAGACAGACAAAGAAGAUGGUCCAUUGGAUAAGGAAGCACAAGUGGAGACAGACAAAGAAGAUGGUCCAUUGGAUAAGGAAGCACAAGUGGAGACAGACAAAGAAGAUGGUCCAUUGGAUAAGGAAGCACAAGUGGAGACAGACAAAGAAGAUGGUCCAUUGGAUAAGGAAGCACAAGUGGAGACAGACAAAGAAGAUGGUCCAUUGGAUAAGGAAGCACAAGUGGAGACAGACAAAGAAGAUGGUCCAUUGGAUAAGGAAGCACAAGUGGAGACAGACAAAGAAGAUGGUCCAUUGGAUAAGGAAGCACAAGUGGAGACAGACAAAGAAGAUGGUCCAUUGGAUAAGGAAGCACAAGUGGAGACAGACAAAGAAGAUGGUCCAUUGGAUAAGGAAGCACAAGUGGAGACAGACAAAGAAGAUGGUCCAUUGGAUAAGGAAGCACAAGUGGAGACAGACAAAGAAGAUGGUCCAUUGGAUAAGGAAGCACAAGUGGAGACAGACAAAGAAGAUGGUCCAUUGGAUAAGGAAGCACAAGUGGAGACAGACAAAGAAGAUGGUCCAUUGGAUAAGGAAGCACAAGUGGAGACAGACAAAGAAGAUGGUCCAUUGGAUAAGGAAGCACAAGUGGAGACAGACAAAGAAGAUGGUCCAUUGGAUAAGGAAGCACAAGUGGAGACAGACAAAGAAGAUGGUCCAUUGGAUAAGGAAGCACAAGUGGAGACAGACAAAGAAGAUGGUCCAUUGGAUAAGGAAGCACAAGUGGAGACAGACAAAGAAGAUGGUCCAUUGGAUAAGGAAGCACAAGUGGAGACAGACAAAGAAGAUGGUCCAUUGGAUAAGGAAGCACAAGUGGAGACAGACAAAGAAGAUGGUCCAUUGGAUAAGGAAGCACAAGUGGAGACAGACAAAGAAGAUGGUCCAUUGGAUAAGGAAGCACAAGUGGAGACAGACAAAGAAGAUGGUCCAUUGGAUAAGGAAGCACAAGUGGAGACAGACAAAGAAGAUGGUCCAUUGGAUAAGGAAGCACAAGUGGAGACAGACAAAGAAGAUGGUCCAUUGGAUAAGGAAGCACAAGUGGAGACAGACAAAGAAGAUGGUCCAUUGGAUAAGGAAGCACAAGUGGAGACAGACAAAGAAGAUGGUCCAUUGGAUAAGGAAGCACAAGUGGAGACAGACAAAGAAGAUGGUCCAUUGGAUAAGGAAGCACAAGUGGAGACAGACAAAGAAGAUGGUCCAUUGGAUAAGGAAGCACAAGUGGAGACAGACAAAGAAGAUGGUCCAUUGGAUAAGGAAGCACAAGUGGAGACAGACAAAGAAGAUGGUCCAUUGGAUAAGGAAGCACAAGUGGAGACAGACAAAGAAGAUGGUCCAUUGGAUAAGGAAGCACAAGUGGAGACAGACAAAGAAGAUGGUCCAUUGGAUAAGGAAGCACAAGUGGAGACAGACAAAGAAGAUGGUCCAUUGGAUAAGGAAGCACAAGUGGAGACAGACAAAGAAGAUGGUCCAUUGGAUAAGGAAGCACAAGUGGAGACAGACAAAGAAGAUGGUCCAUUGGAUAAGGAAGCACAAGUGGAGACAGACAAAGAAGAUGGUCCAUUGGAUAAGGAAGCACAAGUGGAGACAGACAAAGAAGAUGGUCCAUUGGAUAAGGAAGCACAAGUGGAGACAGACAAAGAAGAUGGUCCAUUGGAUAAGGAAGCACAAGUGGAGACAGACAAAGAAGAUGGUCCAUUGGAUAAGGAAGCACAAGUGGAGACAGACAAAGAAGAUGGUCCAUUGGAUAAGGAAGCACAAGUGGAGACAGUGUCUGAUGAUGAAUAG